Messenger RNA from Selaginella moellendorffii, 2062 nucleotides. RefSeq names its product pentatricopeptide repeat-containing protein At3g12770. Gene Ontology annotation, molecular function: protein binding. The record is from RefSeq and is a predicted model, not a curated record. NCBI's taxonomy places the organism in Eukaryota, Viridiplantae, Streptophyta, Lycopodiopsida, Selaginellales, Selaginellaceae. The coding region runs from base 1 to 1983 and encodes 660 amino acids. The transcript has 2 exons.
AUGGACGUCUCUCCGCCCAAUCCCUUCGUCUAUCCCAGCGUCAUCAAGGCUUGCUCGGUUCUUCGCGAUCUAGCGCAGGGGCGAGAGAUCCAUCGCAGGAUCAUCCAACACCAGCACUGCCUCGAUGCUGUCACCUCCACCGCGCUCGUGGACAUGUAUGCCAAGUGUGGGGAUUUGGAGACCGCCGCCACCAUCUUCUCCUCGAUCCAGGAGAAGACGCUCGUCUCCUGGGCUGCCAUGAUCUCCGGCUACGUUCGCAACGAGCGCUACUCCCGGGCGAUUGGGAUCUUCCACCGGAUGAACUUGGAAGGUCUGGAACCCGACGACUUUAUCCUCUCCAGCCUUCUCCUGGCGUGUUCUAAGAUCCAAGCUCUGGAUCAAGGCCGCACUAUCCAUGCCAGGAUCCUUUCUUCUUCUUCUCCGGCAGCCACGAACUUGGUUGUGGAGACUGCGUUGAUGGUGAUGUACGCCAACUGCGGGAGCUUGAUCGAUGCAAAGUCCAUGUUUGAUGGCAUGAGCAGCAAGGAUUCCAUCGCCUGGGCCACCAUGAUCGAAGCUUACUUCCGGUACGGCGACACUGGAGCCGGGAUCGCUGCUUUGAGAGUGAUGAUCCUCGAGGGCGUCAAACCGCAAGCUAAGUUCUUCACGGCCUUUCUCAGCUCCUUGAGAAGACUGGCCGCUCCAUCCCUGCUGCUUCUACUUCCCGAUGUGAGGAGAGUUUGCUGCUGGAUUGCUUCCACCGGGCUGGACGUGGCGAAUGCCGGCGUUGGAAACGCUCUCGUGAGUCUCUUCGCGGCCUGUGGUGCCGUGGACGACGCGGUGGCGGCGUUCCAGCGAGUGAGUUUCCGGACGGUCGAGUGCUGGAACUCGGUGAUCCUGGCACUGGCAAGCGCUGGCCGGGAGAGAGAGGCGCUGGAUCUCUUCCAGGAGAUGGAGAAGACGAGUGCUUUGGUUCCAGACGCGGUGACACUGAAUAGGAUCCUCGGUGCCUGUGCUGCCAUCGGUGCUCUGGACGAAGGAAGAGCGAUACACUCUCAGCUCAAGAUCCACCCGGACGGUCCCGUGGGAAACUCUCUCGUCCACAUGUAUGCCAAGUGCGGAAGCCUGAUGGAAGCUCGCCAAGUUUUCGAUGGAAUGCUCGAGAGGAACGUCGUCGGCUGGACUGCUAUGGUCGUUGCUCUUGCCCACCACGGCUUUCACGGAGAAUGCCUGGAGAAGUUCCGGUUGAUGAGGCACCAUGGCAUUGAUCCCGACGGUGUCGCCUUCACGAACUUGCUGAAUUGCUGCAGCCACGCCGGACUGGUAUCUCGGGGAUGGAUGUUCUUCGCGGCAAUGACGCAGGAUCACGGGAUGGAACCCACGGGAGAGCAGUACGAGGUGAUGGUGGACUUGGUUGCAAGGUGUGGAAGACUGGAAGUGGCGGAGGAGCUGAUGGAAGCCAUGCCUUUUCAACCGGAUGAGGAGGGCUGGCUCAUCGUUCUAGGAGCUUCCAAAACCCAGGGAGACGUCGAGCGUGCUUGCUGGGCGGCUCGAAACUCUCUUGCGUAUGGGAGAGUAGAGUCUUCGCCUGUGAAGCUUCUUUUCAUCUCAGCUCCCAGGAUGUCUUCUUCAACUUCGUUGGCCUGUGUGCUCGCUGUUGCGUCUCUGGUUUCCAUGGCUGCCACCCAGCAGCUGAGCCACUGCAGGGAGGAGAGGGACGGUGUCUUCUCGAGCGAGGAGAUCGACUUCUCCACCCCAUACGCCACCAAUCAGAACCGUCUCCUCGACAUCCUCAAAGACACGGGCAGCGACUCUUCCAACUACACCAGCGUUGGAGACGCUCCAUACGUUGCUUACGGUCUUGCCGAGUGCUAUGGCGACUGCGGUAAUUGUCUCGUUGAGGCCAGGAACACCAUCAAGAACACAUCUCCACGGGCCGUGGGUGCUAGCCUCUGCACUGAUGCCUGCUACUUGCGCAUCGAGAAUUACAGCUUUUUCAACUAGUCGCAAGCCUGCAGCACGGUAAGAAGUUAUAGACACUCUAGCGGAGAAUAACAGAGCCUCUGUUUGCAAGUACCUCGAG